Molecule: messenger RNA, 1734 nt
Organism: Mycetomoellerius zeteki
Lineage: Eukaryota; Metazoa; Arthropoda; Insecta; Hymenoptera; Formicidae
Product: fork head domain-containing protein FD2
Exons: 2
Coding region: 444-1262 (272 amino acids)
Biological process (GO): cell differentiation; regulation of transcription by RNA polymerase II; anatomical structure morphogenesis
Molecular function (GO): DNA-binding transcription factor activity, RNA polymerase II-specific; RNA polymerase II cis-regulatory region sequence-specific DNA binding
Source: RefSeq, a predicted model, not a curated record
UGGGCGGGGUUGAGCCAACCUCUAGAUUCUCCCAGUGUCAAAUUAAACAAAUCUCCUUCGUUAGGGCAACUGAAUACAACGGAGUCUCCGGCGAGUCCGCGCCCUGAUCGACAGGGUGCUCCGCGUCCUCUCCCUCGAUUACACCAGUGCGACAUUUAUACAUCUGCGACUCCAUUCCUUCCGCGAGAAUACACAGUGAAAUUCAACGGUGCUUUUCAGUUUCCAUCGCGAGAAAGGAAAAGACGGUAAGAACGUGAUGUAAUUUCAAUUUCACGGCUCGUUAGAUGCGUCGCGACAGAACAUCCCGACGGAACCGUUUCCAUUGUCCGAGAAAAAGAAAGGAUAACGCAGAAGCACAGAGAGUGAUAUUGAAAGUCUCCUGACACUUUGACGACUUGCAAACGACGCGUUUUUCAUUUUAGACCUUUGAGAAAGUAUUCUCGAUGCAACAGAGCAGUUGUCCUCAGGUUCAUGGUCUCUUCGCGGAUGCGAAGGAUCAAGCCUGUGAUCUGCGUGCUCGAGAAUACUGGUACAUCUUUCCAAUUGACAAAAUGUUCCCCGUAAAACGUGCGUACGGAUUCGCUAGCCUGGUCCCGGAAGUGCUGCGUGCCGACUCUUUCGCCUGGCCGGCCUUCAAUCAAGCGUCGUUGACAUCCUGGCCAGUCCUGGCGAGACCGCCGAUCGGCUAUAAGAUUGCGCCGCAUCAUGAAAAGCCACCGUACUCCUACAUCGCCCUGAUCGCGAUGGCGAUCAACUCGUCGCCGAAGCGACGGCUGACGCUCGCCGGGAUCUACAAGUUCAUCAUGGACAGAUUCCCCUACUACAGGGAGAACCGGCAGGGCUGGCAGAACAGUAUACGGCACAACCUCAGCCUGAAUGACUGCUUCGUGAAGGUACCGCGAGACCGGACGAGCACAGACGACGGCGAGGGUCAUACAGCCGGAAAGGGAAGUUACUGGACCCUGGACCAGUCCGCCAGCGAAAUGUUUGAACACGGCAAUUACAGGCGCAGGAGAACGAGACGACAGAGGAUACUCGCUCAUGAUGGAAGACUGGAAGGAUUAUCGAUAUCAACUGAAUUCUUAUCCAAUUCGAUGAAACAUCAAGAGGAACAACAAGAAAUCAUUGAAACAAAUGAAGAAAACGUUAUGACGAAGGAUACCGAAAUCGAAAGUAUAGAUUCUCCAGGACGUAUCACCAAAAUGACGAUGUUCAGCAUCGACAACAUCCUACGGAAGUCCACGCGAGAGUCGCAAAUAUAGUUUUAUAUACUUACUAUCGAAAUAGCUUCUAUAAUAUGAUAUCAAUAAAAUAGCUUGGCAUCGAGCAACUAUGUUAAAUAAGAAGAUUCGUUUUGGAACCAGAAAUCAAAUUUUCCAUUCUUACAUUAUACGUGUAUUCACGAAUUAUAACUAGUUCCAUUUAUUGUGAAAUGUUUUUUUUUUAUUUUAGCAUAAAAAAUAUUAUAUGCAACAUUAUAAUCGGAAGUUGGGAACUAAUAUACGUUCUAUGUAAUUUCUUUCACUCGCGCUAAUCCAGCAAACUAUGAAUACAAACUACUAUAUAACAUAGAUGUAAAUUUAUGUAUAUUAUAUAGCAGUUAGAUCUGUAUUUGCUGAAAAAGUGAAAAGCGCAACGAAGAGAUUUUGUUAAUACUUUUGAAGUUUUCACGAGUAUUUUCUUCAGAGUUCAGAGGUGCCAAAAAAUUUGAUGAAACCAUUUAAUUAAAACAUG